UGUGUGUUUGUCGGGGUGGGGGUUCGAACUUUGUCCUCAGCUAUUUUAACUGUACGAGUUUAUUGCGGCAUAAAGAGCCUCCUCUGACUUUGCACUUGAGCAGUGCUGCUGUUUGAGGCUGUCAAUCUUAGAAUAAAUCAAACUAAAGGAUUUCAUACUCUAUUUAUUCUUUUUUUUAUUUUUUUAUUAAAUAUCCAGGAUCUGGGAAGGUUUUUCUUCAUAAAAGUCAAUCAUGAUCAGCCGCAACUUUAAAAACGUGUUGGUGGUCUCCAUCGGGUUCCUGUCUCUGUUCACGGCUUAUGGAGGCCUGCAGAGUUUACAGAGCAGCCUGAAUGCAGAGCAGGGGAUGGGAGUCGCAUCCCUAAGCGUCAUCUACGCCUCCAUCAUCAUCUCCUCCAUGUUUCUGCCCCCCAUCAUGAUCAAAAAUCUGGGCUGUAAAUGGACCAUUGUUGCUGGCAUGGCCUGUUAUGUGUCGUACUCGUUUGGAAACCUCUACCCUGGAUGGUACACCCUCAUCCCGACGUCGGUCAUCCUGGGUUUGGGUGGCUCUCCCCUGUGGUCGGCUAAGUGCACCUACCUGACCAUCUCUGGGAACGUCCAGGCCUCCAAGGAGAACAAGAAGGGCUCCGACGUCAUCAACCACUACUUUGGGAUCUUCUUCUUCAUCUUCCAGUCGUCCGCCGUUUGGGGAAACCUGAUGUCGUCGCUCAUCUUUGGCCAGGACACCAACAUUGCCGAAAUCCCAGAGGAGAUCCUUCAAACCUGUGGAGCAUUUGACUGUGGACUCAACGUCAGUGCAGGCAACAGCACCACCAACAAACCUGCACAGAAACUCGUAUGGACGCUCGUUGGUUGCUACAUUGGUGUCGGUGUUCUGGCCAUGCUGAUCGUGGGGAUAUUUCUGGACAACAUCGACCAGGAGCAGACCAGCCAGUUUCGUGAGAACCGGGAACCGUUCUGGCACACGUUCCUGGCCACUUUCAGGCUGCUGAAGGACUGGAGGCUCCUGACGCUCAUCCCGCUCACCAUGUACAGCGGCUUUGAGCAAAGCUUCCUCUCUGGGGAGUACACCAAGAACUACGUGACGUGUGCUUUGGGGAUCCACUUCGUCGGGUUUGUAAUGAUGUGCUUCGGGGCGUCCAACUCGCUCUGCUCCUUCCUGUUUGGGAGAAUCGCUCGCUACACCGGCAGAGCCACGCUCUUCUUCUUCGCCGCUGCGGCCAACUUUUCCUGCAUCAUCGCUCUCCUGUUCUGGAGGCCCCAUCCUGACCAGCUGCCCGUGUUUUUUGUGUUUCCGGCUCUGUGGGGAAUGGCAGACGCUAUCUGGCAAACUCAGACUAACGCUCUUUAUGGGGUCCUCUUCCCGAGGGAUAAGGAGGCAGCCUUCGCCAACUACCGCAUGUGGGAAUCUCUGGGAUUCGUCAUUGCCUUCGCCUACAGCACGUUUCUGUGCCUGGAGUACAAACUGUACAUCCUGCUGGCUGUCCUGGUGCUUACCAUGAUAACCUACCCCAUAGUGGAGUUCUACGAGCACAAACAUCCCACCAAGCCCAUUGAACAGGCCGCUUACGAGAGCCACAAGAAAACAAAGGAGGCAAACAUCAUCACUCAGACUUGGCUGUAGACACAUGCUGCCGUUUGUCUGCGUUUCCUUCACCGACUCGUUAAUCCUGCACUGAAAAACUGAAUUAGACU
This is a messenger RNA of Fundulus heteroclitus (mummichog), 1695 nucleotides long. RefSeq names its product unc-93 homolog A (gene unc93a). The record is from RefSeq and is a predicted model, not a curated record. The transcript has 8 exons. Lineage: Eukaryota; Metazoa; Chordata; Actinopteri; Cyprinodontiformes; Fundulidae. Bases 233 to 1624 code for a protein of 463 amino acids.